GACAUUUUUGGACGCCACUAUUUCCGGGUGCGGCGGAAGCUGCAAGUGUUUGCAGAAAAUCCGUCCGAAGAUGGAGACUUUGACUGCGGGACAUAUGAUGAGUUUAGCGGCUCUGCAGAGACAAGACCCGUAUAUAAACAAGCUGCUGGAUGUUACCGGCCAGGUAGCUCUCUACAACUUCAACUCCAAAGUGAACGAAUGGGAGAAGACUGAAAUCGAAGGAACUCUAUUUGUUUAUUCGAGGUCUGCCUCGCCUCACCAUGGCUUCACCAUCAUGAAUCGACUGAGUACAGAGAACCUUGUGGAGCCGAUAAACAAAGAUCUGGAGUUCCAGCUGCAGGAUCCCUUCCUGCUCUACAGGAAUGGCAACUUGGGUAUCUAUAGCAUUUGGUUCUACGACAAACGGGAUUGUCACCGCAUCGCCCAGCUGAUGGUCAAGAUUGUGAAACAAGAAAUGGACCACGCCCUGAGAAAAACCCCAGAGAGGAUGGACCCAGGGAGAACCAAUGGAGUCGCAGAAUCCCGACCCAUCGACAUCCUGGAGCUGCUCAGCAAAGCCAAGGAGGAAUACCACAGGGCCCAGAGUGGAGAAACAGACGCGUCUGCAGAGUUAAAUUUGAAAACGAGCAUCAGCAGGGUCCCAGAACCUGCACACAGUACACAUCCAGCUGAAAAGAGCUCUCACACCAUGGUGAAGCAGAUCACUGUUGAGGAGCUCUUUGGUUCUCCGCUCCCUAAAGAACAUUCUGCGCAGAACGCCGCCUCAUCCUCCUCCUCUGGCAGCCUCCCGAGCGCCUAUGUGCAGAAGCAGCCGUAUCCUGCUGCAGCUCACCAGGCUCCUCUCCUCACCCAGCAGUUCUCAACCCACGACCCCGGCUCUAGCCAGCAGCCACACGGACCUGCUCCCAUCCCCACCCCCUACACACUCAAUCCCAGUCCUGUCUUCAAGGCCAUGAUCCCCAUGCCAGACCCCCAGCCUCACUGCUCCGUCUCCCCUCUGCUGAUGGCUCCAGCUGGAUCGGAGCAUCAGAAUAACCUCGCCGCACCUGCAGCACCUUCAUCUGCCUUUCUGGGACAGGACAUUGUUAGCUCUCUCAAGCCAGCAGCUUCAUCUGUGAAUUCCAGCAUCCACAAACCCAUCCUGGCUCCCAGCUUCCUGCCGAGCACGCUGGUCCCCCCUCACAGCUUCCAAGAGCCCAAGAAGGACGUUUUCUCUCAGCCUCCCAAAUUGAUUGCGCCGAUGUCUGCUAUUCCUAUGAGCCCUGGUCUUGCUGUUCCAGGCUCACAUGCUUCAGUGCUGCUCUCCCCAAGUGCUUUCCAGCAGACUACAAAUAAAACUACAACAGUACCGGUCAUCCCGGCCGCCCCUCCGGAUCCAUCCUCUGCUUCUGGAAGAGCUGCAGAGAGUCUGCAGGCCCCCUGCAGUAAAACUCAGCUGCAGGACACUUUGAUACACCUCAUUAAGAAUGACUCGGACUUCCUCAGUGCCAUUCAUGACGCUUACCUGCAGAGCGUAUCCAAGGACUUCAGCAGCUUGAAGCUGUAGUCUGGCUUCAAGCGGACAUCAUUUCAGUGUUAGGGCUUCUUUCUGGCCACAGAAGAGGACACAUGAUUUUGGGAGAAAACGAAGAAUGAGCAGGCAGGUUUGUGACGCACGCUGUCUUUUUUUCGCCACUGGUUCGUGUGCCGAGGAUUGUGACAGGAAAGCCGCGCAAUCUACCCCCGGAAUCUCCUGUUAGCCCGGAUCAGUCGGUGGAUAACCGAGGCAACACGAAGGGGAGACUAUUUCUUCUCUGCGUCCCUCAGCCGUACUUUCCAAAUAAGGUGAAUCUGGUUAAACUAAUGGCCGCUUCUUCAAGAAAUCUGAUUGCUUCCCGGAAAGGGAGGAAAACAAUGGAUGUUCAUUUACAAAAAAUUUUUUAUUUUAUUUUUAUUUUUUUUAAAUAAAUACCUUCCUUUUCUACCGAGAUGCAGUUGAAGCCAAAAAAGCAUAAAUUAUGAAUUUUUCUUUGAGCAGUUUUUUUUUUCUUCAUUUUUUUAAAAUUUACGUUCAGUGGUACAAUAUAUUCGUGACUCCUAAUCGCACAAAGCCCCAUCUUUGCAUCCUUUCUUUCCUCCAGUUGUUCCUGUAUCCUUUUGUUUUCAUCCUUGUUUGCUGUUGCCUCUCCUCCACCAGCUGAGCUCUCAGUGCUUGACCUUUGACCUUCUCGGGGGAGAAGACUUGUGCAAUACACACGAGAUUCAGACCAGCACUAUGAGAUGCUUAAGGAAGGUACUGCAGAACUAGAUUUAUAUGAAUUUUAAUAUCUUCUGCAAAAAAGUGGGAAAAAUGUCAUGAUGGUGUUUGGAUUCCUGUUUACAUUCAUUCUAUAAUCAAUACGCAUAAGGAAAAGUUGGGGUUGAAUUUUCUUUAACAACUUCAUUCUCAUCUGUACUGGGGGGGGGCAAGUCGUUAAAGUUUGGAUUGGACGAAAUGAACUUUCUUUUUUUGUUUACAGUUUGAUUUCAAACAAAGAAAAAUCAGUAAAACUUCAAUUAAAUUGUCCUCUUUGCAGUAGAAGACUACUGCACUACAUCUAGUGGUGAAUCCUGACAGGAAUAGUACAUCCAGGGAGUCCAAGGGACAAGAAAAGUUUAUUUUGCAGAUGUUUUAGUCCACAAAAGCUUUCUCCACAUCUGUAGUCACAACAUAAUGGGCAUGCUGGCUCUUUUCCUCUCCAAAACUAUGGAUGUUAGUUUGCAGGCUCUGAUUUAUUUUCCAAAACAAGCAGUGAAACAAUGUAUUUUUGUUAGCAGUAUGAAAGUCUGCCCUUUUUAUCAUUUUUUAAAUAAUUUUUUUUCAUUUUGCUUCGCUUUAUUUUUUUGAAAAAUCAGAAACGUCCUUGAAUAAAUUGAGAUUAUAUUAACUGCUAAAUACAACACUCAUAAUAAAGUUGGAAAUUAAAAAUCAUCCUUUACCGUAUUGGCUUACCUUCACUGAAAAAAAUGAAGAAACCUUUAUUUAUUUUUUAACAAAAUUCUAAGUGCCACACUUAUUGACACUCCUAAUAAUUACAAUUCUGAACUGAAGGUUUUUUAAAUGGAUGUUUUUGCUUUUUUUUUUUAGUUGAUCAGAGUGCCUAGGAAAUAUUUGUACUAAUAAUUACCUUCCUAUUUCAAGACCCAAAUUUUCUUAGUCACUGUUCAAAAUGGGCACUUGGAGAAAAUGCCUUUAAACACAAAAAGAGUUGCAACUGACUUUAAGAAAUUCUCUGUUCUCCUAAACCAACCUGUGUCUGAAACAUUGUGAAACAUUGAAACUGCAGGUGAAAGAAAUCUAGAGUUCACAUUUGGAUAACUGCAAGAAAUUGGUGUAAUAAAUUACUAAUUUAAAAAGAAAAACAAACAACCAAUUGCCACUCCAUUGUGUUCCUUGGUCUGUUGCUACAGCAAACUGUUUUUAAUACUUUAUCUGCUCAUCUUUACCAAUAAUUGUGGCGUAAAUCCUUUGACUGACAUCAUGACUUGAAUGUGUUUGCCAUCAACAUCAGCUCUGUGCUUCAGUGCUGUUUCUUUUCUGUUUUUUUUUCUUUCUUUCUUUUUUUAAUUAAGCUCAGAGAUGCAAAGUUAAAUAUGUGCAGCCUGGAACAAACCAGAUGUCAGUCGAUGUUUCCGGUACUAAGUGGAAAUCUUGAUUAAAUGAGUGCUUUUUUCCAGUCCAUCUGUCCUAGGAUUUCGAAAUAAAUCCUUUUGAAAUAAAUCCUAGAACAGAUGUCAUAUUUUAGAUUUUAAGAUCAUUAUUUAUCAUUCUGGCCAGAGUUGUGUUUCUUGAAUAAGUCAUUGCAAUUUGUUUUUUUCUUUUUCUUUUUGUCAUUGUGCAUAAGUGGACAUUAUUCAUAUUUUGUGAUAAUAAAGAUCUGAACUCAAAAA
This is a messenger RNA of Poeciliopsis prolifica (blackstripe livebearer), 3909 nucleotides long. It is a transcript of the gene dcp1a, whose product is annotated as decapping mRNA 1A. The record is from RefSeq and is a predicted model, not a curated record. Gene Ontology annotation, cellular component: P-body. The transcript has 9 exons. Gene Ontology annotation, biological process: deadenylation-dependent decapping of nuclear-transcribed mRNA; positive regulation of catalytic activity; deadenylation-independent decapping of nuclear-transcribed mRNA. Gene Ontology annotation, molecular function: mRNA binding; enzyme activator activity. Bases 71 to 1546 code for a protein of 491 amino acids. NCBI's taxonomy places the organism in Eukaryota, Metazoa, Chordata, Actinopteri, Cyprinodontiformes, Poeciliidae.